GGCUGUUGCAGUAAUCCAGUGUAGAAGUUACAAAGGUGUGUACUAAUUUUCCUGCAUCCAGAAGUAAGAGCAUUAUUCUAAGUUUUGCAAUAUGCCACAGAUGGAAGAAAUUUAGCUAUUUUAACCACAUUUUUUAUAUGAGCAUCCUGCAGAGACAAGGCGCAUUUAAACUUGAUAAAACUUUCUUAACAUUAUGUGAUUGCGCAGUCACAUGAUAAAUGAGCUGUUCAGUUUCGUUUUUCUCGAAGCGUCAAACUUUCGAUUCGCUGUUCGGGCGUCUCGGCGAAGUGGAAGAACAGUGGGGACACAAAUUUCACGGCCUAGCAUAUAUUGUAUACCCUUAAUGCAGCUCAAUGGAUUUCGGAAUCUCUCGAAUGGAUCUGCAGACGGAGAAGCGGCUGGUCAAGUUGUUUUCCAGCCGUGUGAAUUUAUGUCUGCUGUACCAGGGAAGUCGCCACGGAUUCAGCAUUUGUACUAUUCAAGAGAAAACGCAGAAACAGGGAAACCUAAUUUUUCUGGCUUAUUUAGAAUCAGGGGCAAUCAUGGGAGGAUAUUUAGGCGGAAAAUUUCCAAGUUUACAUUACUCAGAAUGUGUUCAAGAUAAAAAGGCGUUUGUUUUUUUAGUGAGUCAGAACACCGCGAUCCAUUUCCCGGUGGUGGAUGCCUGUCAAGCUUUCCAUAUCAAAUCAAAUGAAACAAAAAUGAUAUCCUUCGGAGAAUGCCUGAACAUGGAAAUGAAGAAUGAUAGCUGUUUCGUAAAAGUUGGAAAUGACGCGGUUUAUAACACCAGCUGGCCUGAGAUUACCGAGUCUUGUGUGGAUGUGGAGGUACAUCGCGUACAGGACGCUGGAGAUCUGAUGCUUCUACCAUGGAGGGAAAUGUCAUGGACAGAGAUUUACAGGGAAAAUUUGAAAAAGGAUCUGGUCUCGUACAAACCUGACAUUGUGGGGCUGAGCCAGGUGCGGGCUCUGCUACUGGGACCAGUGGGAGCUGGAAAAUCCAGUUUCAUCAACUCCAUUAAGUCAGUGCUAUGCAGACACGUGGUCAACUUGCCCAUCACUGGCAGUGGAUCUGAUGGUUUCACUAGUAAGCUGAAGUCCUACCCAAUCCGGGCAGAGAAAGGAGGUCAGCCAAUAGCGCUGACUCNAAAAAGUUUAGUUGUUCUUGUUAUUAAGUGA
Molecule: messenger RNA, 1178 nt
Organism: Paramormyrops kingsleyae
Lineage: Eukaryota; Metazoa; Chordata; Actinopteri; Osteoglossiformes; Mormyridae
Source: RefSeq, a predicted model, not a curated record